GUUUGCUUGAAGUGGACAACUGGACAUUACAGUGACUUCAGUGCUCUGUCCGUUCUACUGAGUGUGUGUGCAGUGAGUGUAGCAACUGGAACUAGUGCGCGGCGGUGGGUGACGGUACCUAGGCUAUGGACUCUCCGUAAUACGCAGACCGUGCGCUCUGCCCUUCUCUGUCUCCACCAGAGGAGUCAUGAGCUGUUAUGUUCUCCGGGACUCGUCUUCCGUUUUGAGCCGUAAAUACAAGCCCGAAGCGACCGUCUUCUUUAUCGCAACCAGUCCCAGCCCGAACUGCACACCGACCUAGAACAUCGCCAGCGCGAAGCCGUGCGUGAAAGCCCGACGGUGCUCUCGCUGUGGCAGCGACGCCAAUGCUCGCCGUGGCGGCCGGUUCAGGGGAUGUCGACUGGCCGUCACUUUUGACAUCGGCCUCAAACACAGCUGAAUGGGCACAGUGCAGGGUCAGUGAGAGAAUGCUCCCCUGUGUCAUCCACCCCUGGGCCAGCGUGAGCCGAGCAUCUGAGUGAGCUCUCCCUGUAGGAAGCCCCGCCCCUCAAAACAGCAGAUUUUGGACCUCUGUACCCCUGCGCCCCCCCACCCCUCCCCACACCCCCACCACCUCCUGCAGUCUCAGCCAAUCAAAUGCACCCCGACAGUAAACUGACCAAUCAUGGCAAGCAAGUGAACAGCGGCGCCCAAUCACAGAUCCCCAAUGUGAACCAGCAGCAGCAUCAGGGGCCUGCCGGCAGCCUGGGGUCAAAGGGCGUGGGGGCGGGGAACCAUGGGGCCAAGCCCAAUCAGAUCUCCCCGGGGAACUCUGGGCUGAAGAGUGGCGGCGUGGGGGGCGGGGUUAAGGGGAAGGCCAAGAGGGAGAGGAGCGUAUCAGCCGAUGCUCCCGACAACCUCAACCCCGCCCUCGAACCCGAUUCAAAAGAUGGCGUGAUGCGCAGCAAGCGGCGCUGCGUCCUGGAGAAGAAGCAGCCGUACAGCGGGGACGAGUGGUGCUCCGGGGCCGACAGCGAGGAGGAGGAGGAGAAACCGCCCGCGGCCCCCCACCGGGAACUACCAAUGGUAGGCACAGUCCAGCCUCUCUCUGGCCCCGCUCCAAUUGGCCCCGUCAGCGAAUCGGGUGGCCCUGCUUUGGGUAGGGGGCCGGGGCCAGGACUAAACUCUGAGCUUCCUCGACCUCUCGAGCACGUGGUCUACGUCUUCACUACCAGCCUGGCUAAUAGUGCUGCAGAAGCAGUCAUCCAUGGCCAUGCUGAAUCCAUUCUCCUGUUUCACCAGCAGAACGUACCCCGUACCAAACUGGACCAGUGCACCUCAGGGAAGCUCCCCGGCCUAUCAGAGCAGCUGACCUCCAGUGGCACUCCUCCUAUCAGCACGCCCAAAUCUCAGAGCGCCACGCCCCGUCCUGCCUCUGUGGGCGGGGCUAUCGGGGGGCACCUGCACCCAGCGGGGGGGACCCCCAGCUCCACAGGACUGCCCGAAAACGAGCCCCCUCCGGUGGCUAGACCCGGUACUGUGGCCGGAGGCAGCACGCCUCACCAGACGGGGGGCGGUGUUUUGGGGGCCCCAGACGGACCGGGGCUGCUGUCCCACCCCAGCGCGGGGGUGUCCCCCUCCCCCAGCUCCCCUGUGCACCUCCAGGGCGGGGCAGAGGGGCAGAGGAGUGAAGCGGGGGCUGGAAACGGGAACGGGAACUUGGGUCGGCUUUCGCGGGAGCAGCUGGAACAUCGCGAGCGAUCCCUGCAGACCCUGCGGGACAUCGAGAGGCUCCUGCUCCGGGCCCCCAACGAGGGGGGAAUCCCCAACCCCAACAUCAACAACCUCAACAACAACGGCAACCCCAACCGCCCCCCCGACGACCACCCUGGCGACGGUAUCCCCGGCAACAACGGCGUCCUGAAGAAGUACGAGGAGCCUCUGCAGUCCAUGAUCUCCCAGACCCAGAGCCUGGGGGGUCCCGGCAUGGAUGACCCCCUCCACGGCCUGUCCCACCCCCACGCCCACCUCUCCUCGCCCCCUGGGCCCCUGGACAUGGGCCCUCUGCUGGGGUCGGACAGCCUGACCCCCGAGCAGGUGGCCUGGAGGAAGCUGCAGGAGGAGUACUACCAGGAGAAACGGAGACUCCAGCAGGACAUGCACCCCCACCCUCACCCCCACCAGCACCCGCACCCCUACCGCAUGAUGCCCGACAUGGGCGUGUGUGUGAUUCGGGGGCCCCCUCCGCCCUACCACAGCAAACCCGGGGAGCCCCAGUGGGGGCCGGUGAUGGGCGGGCCCGGAGGGGGUGGGAACGGACGCUUGAUGGACAUGCACCAGGAGGGGCCCCGGGGCCCACGGUUUUUGGGGCAGAUGCAGAGGGGGCCGCCUCGGGGUGGGGGGGGAGGUGGGGGCGGGGGCGGUUACCCCGGAAACCCGGGUGGGGUCCUCCCCAUGGAAGCUAUGGCGCACCAGAGACCCCCCAGGCCCGGAAUGGGCUGGCUGGACGACGGCCCCCCCCCAAACAUGGUGCCAGGAGGCGGAGGAGGGGGGCCCUUCCAGAUGUGCUACCCCCCGCCCCAGCACCUGCAGGGGGACCCCGAGCGACCUCUGACCCGGGAGGAGAUGUUUCGGAUCCUGGAGAAGCGGCAGCUACAAGGGCUCCAUCGGCUGGAGCUGGAGAGGCUGGCCAAGCAGGGAGGGGGCCCCCGCAUGAUGGAGGGUCCCGGCGGCUUCCCCAACCCCUCCAGGGGUGAGCCCAUGGACUUCCCCAGCAUGCGUGCCAUGAUGGGCUCCCCGGGGGGUGGAGGGGGGCCCCCCCUCAGAGACUUGGUGGACUCCCCCCUGGGGCCCAAUUUUGGCGGGGGCCCCCAGAUGAGCGCCCAGCAGCAGCAGCAGAUGAUUCUGGCGCAGAAGCUCCGGGCGGGGCUCGGGGGUGUGGGCGGGGGAGGGGUCCCGCUCUCGGACAUGCUGAGCCCGGAGGAGAUCGCCCAAAUCCGGGCGGCUCAGAACGGGAGAGGGGGGGGUGGGAAGGGCAUGAUACCCCACUGCGGAGGAGGGGGUGGUCCGCUCCAGUUUCCCCCCAAUCAGGGCCCUUUCCCCGGCCCUGGGGGGGGUGUGUACCUGCAGGAGGAGGGGCCGGACAUUUUCGGGCCUGAUCCCCAGCUUGGUGGGACGUCCCGGCUCAGCCACAUGCCCCUGAGGGGGCCGGAUUUGGGCCCCCGGCACCCGUCCGACCUCUCCAUCAACGUCAACCCCAUGGGCUCUCCGGCCAUGCCCCGACCCCCCCACCAGCUCAAAUCACCCCCCCUCAGCCAGGCCCCCUCGCCCCUCAUGCCCUCACCCUCCCCCUCAGUGCUGAAAUCCCCCCAGGGCCCCCCCCUGCCCUCGCUUCCCCCCUCCAGCAGUGCCGGGACCCUGUCUUCCUCCCUAAAGUCGCCCCAGGUCAUGGGCCCCUCGUCCCUCGGGCUGCGGUCCCCUUCUGCAUCCCCCGGUCACCUCCGCUCCCCGACCAUUCCCAUGGCCUCACCGGGCUGGGCGGCCUCCCCGAAACCCACCCUCCCCAGCCCCGCGGGACCCCCCAGUGGCAAGGGAGCCGGCAAUGGAGGGGGGAGCUCCACAGAGACAGGCCAAUCGCUGCCUCAGAGGAGCUCAAACUCCACCCCCAUCAGCCAGCCAGCCUCCAUGAAUCCCAGCAUGCCGUUCACCUCCUCUCCGGAUGUGACGGCUGCUCAGAACCCGCUGUCUAUGAUCAUGUCCCAGAUGUCCAAGUACGCCAUGCCCAGCUCCACACCCCUCUACCACGAGGCCAUCAAGACCAUCGCCACCUCUGAUGAUGAAAUGACUCCAGAUCGCCCCCUGCUGCCCGGAGUCCACAUGGCAGGAAUGGGGAAUCAUCAGUCCUCCCAGCAGAUGAUAAUCGCAUCCCAGAGUUCCAUGGGGCCGCACAGUGGUCCCCAGAGCCCCAUCGGAAUGGUCCUCCAAGGCCAGCCUCAGCUAUCCCACGACCCCUCUGGGUCUAUGCUGCACUCCCCUAACACGAUGGGUAUACCCAUGAACCCGGCAAUGCUGGGGGGGGGAGGGGGCCCCCCCGACGGGAUGGGACCCUGUAAUGUGUCCCCCAUGCUCCCCCAAAACCAGCUGGGGGGCUUCUCCAGGAUGCAGGGGUCCCUGCACUCCCCCGGGCCCGGGAUGGGACAGCCGUACCCCCAGCCCCCUCCGGAGGACAUCCUGCCCCACCAGCAGCCCCACGGCCUGGUCAAGCGUGGCCCGCACCCAUCCGAACCCUUCCACCCCUCCCUGCCCCCCAUGGGGGAUGGGCCCGACCUGAGCGAAGUGAUCCGCUCCACGCCCACGGGGAUCCCUGAAUUCGACCUGUCCCGGAUCAUCCCCUCAGACAAGCCCAGCAGCACCCUGCAGUACUUCCCCAAAUCCGACCGGCUGGGCGGCCCCCCGCACCUCAAACCGCACCCCUCCGCCCCCUCCUCCAACCCCCACAUCGCCAACCUGCAGAACAUGAUGGCCGAGCAGCAGCUGGCUCCGCCCAUGCACCCCUCCCACCCGGGACGUCUGGGGGGGCCCCGGGGGGGCGGGAUGGGGCCCAUGGGACACCCGGGGCCCCCCAUGAACAGGACGGGUCUGUCGCCCCAGCAACAGCACCACCUGCAGCAGCAGCAGCAGGCUAUGAUGGCCAACAGCCUCCUCCACCACCCCCAUCCACACCCACACCCACACCCACACCCCCACCCCGGCAUGAUGCCCUCACCCCACCACCAGCAGGCCCUGAUGCUGAUGCAGGCCAAGCAGAGGGGCCUGCCUGUCCAUGGGGACCCCUACCCGCCGCAGGGGCCUCUCCUCUCCCCCCAGGGCUCCAUGAUGGGGCCCCCGCACCCACAGGCCGGCAUGAUGGGGCCCCAGGCCCUCAGACAUCGCGGGAUGUCCUUGGACAGUCCCCUGGGCUACGGGCCGGGAGGCAUGGCCAACGCGCCCUUCUGAACCUGAACCAGAACCAGAACCAGAACCUGAACCUGAGACUGAGCGUGCGCUCCUGUACAAACCUUCUUUUUUCAUGGUUAUUUUAUAUCCUGUUGUUAUGUUGUUGUAAAUGUUAUUAUUAUUAUUAAUUUUAUUAUUAUUAUUAUUAUUGGGAUUGUCGUAUUAUUUUAAUUCUGCAGUAAUGUGGAAUACAGUGGUUUGAAAGAUUGGGCUCAUCUUGGGAGCGAAACAAAAUGGAGGAAAAGACAAAUUCAGCACCGUUGGUUCAGAGCAGCGCCACGACAACAGAAGAAAAUCCUUGUGAAGCCAUUUCGUUUUUAUAUUUGUAAAAUAUGUACAUUUCACAGAUCAGUGCAUUCGAUUGCGGGCAGGGCAAAGGGGAGGGGGGACUUCAUUUGUAUCAAUUUAAAUUUUAUUUGUUUUGGGUUUUUUUUCUUUCUGGCUACUGAGCUGUUGUGUAAGGGAAUAUAUAGGUGCUGUAAAUAAGAUGCAAUUUGUGAUUGUUUGCAACUGUUCUGUAUAACUGUGUUUUAAUAGAAGCCUAAAAAAAAGAGGUGGUAAAAAUGUGCCUCGUGGUCGCUGGUCUUCUGUUCACUGAUGACUUCCUAAACCUGGCAUGGGGAGAACGGGCUGGGCAGCCCUGUCUGUGUCUGACAUCCAGAAGGUUCCAGAAGCCUGGACAGAACCACCACUGCCCCCCUGAUGUCCUUGGUCACACCCCUUUUUUCUCAAGAUGCUUCAAAUGAUAAUGUGUUGGCUUCGGUGGCAGUUGGACCCAGUCAGCACUAAUAACAAUACCUGUGAUCUGCCAUGUAGGACCACCUCAGUGGACCCCCAGAAUUCCAGUUCUGAGGCGUAAUGUAGAGACAUGGAAAAGACCACAUGACUCAGACUGAAAUGGGGGAAUCUUGUCCGGGAUAUAGGAUGCAUUUCUCAAAUGAUUCAUUUUAGAUAUCUGGUUUGCAAUAUUUUAGCUGCUUUUAGCAGUAGUCAACCAGCUGGCUUUGAUCAAUGUUUGAUCAGUUGGCGAACUACCCAGUGAGGUGAUGAGAUCUGAAACGGCCCUUGAACAGGACGGACGCCUGGCUUGGAGCAGGACCUUGGCAGUGGUCUUCAUUGAUGUGAUACGUUAUGUUUUACUUUGACAAAUAAAAUAUAAAUCAUAAGUACA
Conger conger (European conger) is the source of this 6145-nucleotide messenger RNA. RefSeq names its product bcl9 like (gene bcl9l). The transcript has 10 exons. Gene Ontology annotation, biological process: positive regulation of transcription by RNA polymerase II; canonical Wnt signaling pathway; negative regulation of transforming growth factor beta receptor signaling pathway. Gene Ontology annotation, molecular function: transcription coactivator activity; beta-catenin binding. Lineage: Eukaryota; Metazoa; Chordata; Actinopteri; Anguilliformes; Congridae. Bases 637 to 4974 code for a protein of 1445 amino acids. Gene Ontology annotation, cellular component: beta-catenin-TCF complex. The record is from RefSeq and is a predicted model, not a curated record.